AUUAAUUCUCACAGCACUAAGCAACUGAUAGCUUUCUUGGAAUCUUCUCGAGAAGCCAGGCAGAAAAUUAGUGAGAAAAUGGAAGAAAGCGUGGUUCUGCUGGAUUUCUGGCCGAGCUCUUAUGCGAUGAGAGUGAAGAUAGCGUUGGCUGAGAAGGGAAUCAAAUUCGAGGCCAAGGCGGAGAACUUGAGUGACAAGAGCGCUCUGCUCUUGGAGACGAACCCAGUUCACAAAACCAUCCCGGUUUUGAUUCACAGCGGCAAACCCAUCUGUGAAUCUCUCGUCAUCCUCGAGUACAUUGACGAGGCGUGGAGUGAAAAAUCCCCUCUUCUGCCCUCUGAUCCAUACCAGCGGUCACAGGCCAGGUUUUGGGCCGACUUCGUCGACAAGAAGGUUUACGAUGCCGGGAAGAAGGUGUGGAAGGCGAAGGGAGAAGAGCAAGAGGAAUUGAGAGAGGAGUUGGUAGAAUGCUUGAAGAGAAUGGAAGCAGAGCUCGGAGACAAGCCUUUCUUCGGGGGAGACGCCAUGGGGCUGGUGGAUGUGGUUCUGGUUCCCCUUUCGUGCUGGUUCUACACCUUUGAAACCUUCGCGCGUUUCAGCAUCGAGGCUGAGUGCCCCAAGAUCGUCGACUGGGUUAAGAGGUGCCUCCAGAGACACAGCGUCUCAAGCUCUCUGCCUCAUCCAAACAUGAUCUAUGACUAUGCCUUGCAGUUUAAGCGGAAAGGCUUCGCUUAUUAACUAGAAUUCAAUCGACACUUGUUUUCGCUUACUAGUUAUUACUGUUUUCUUGUCCUGCUCAUUGGACCUUUGUUUAGGUCGAAUAAGACAGUGUUCGGUGUUAUUAAUUUCUUUAGGUUUUUAUUUUAUUUAUAAUAAUAUAGCAGUACUAAGUUAGACUGGAUACAA
Diospyros lotus (date-plum) is the source of this 906-nucleotide messenger RNA. Its product is annotated as probable glutathione S-transferase parA. The coding region runs from base 79 to 738 and encodes 219 amino acids. The record is from RefSeq and is a predicted model, not a curated record. Gene Ontology annotation, biological process: glutathione metabolic process. The transcript is spliced from 2 exons. Gene Ontology annotation, molecular function: glutathione transferase activity. Gene Ontology annotation, cellular component: cytoplasm. NCBI's taxonomy places the organism in Eukaryota, Viridiplantae, Streptophyta, Magnoliopsida, Ericales, Ebenaceae.